Perognathus longimembris pacificus (Pacific pocket mouse) is the source of this 892-nucleotide messenger RNA. RefSeq names its product fibronectin type III domain containing 9 (gene Fndc9). Gene Ontology annotation, molecular function: protein binding. Lineage: Eukaryota; Metazoa; Chordata; Mammalia; Rodentia; Heteromyidae. The record is from RefSeq and is a predicted model, not a curated record. Bases 278 to 892 code for a protein of 204 amino acids. The transcript has a single exon.
GGUGCCGGUCCUGGGGCUUGAACUCAGGGCCCGGGCGCUGGCUGUCCUCUGAGCUUUAUCACUCACGGCGAGGGCUCCACCCCUUGCGCCACAGCUCCAUUUCCAGCUUUUUUUUUUUUUUUCCCCCCUCCUGGUUAACCGGAGAGGAGACGUUCCUGCCCCAGGCUGGCUUUGAACCGCCAUCCUCCAGAUCUCGGCCCCCGGGAGGGGCGAGGAGGCCAGGCAGGAGCGGGCAGGGGCUGCCACUCCUCACUGUGCUUGCGGUUCCAGGCUCGGGAUGCGCAUCGCGGUGGGGCACGUGUCGCCCACGGGCGCCGUGGUGUCCUGGGCGCCGUCGGAGCCCUGUCUGGAGGACCACUACCGCGUCGUGUACAGGCCCAACUGGAACAGCCUCUUCUCCGGCUACCUCCGCUCCGGCUUCCACCGCGAGGAGAGGGUGCCGCGGGCGCUCAGCUCCGUGGCGCUGGAGCGCCUGGCCCCGUCCACCCUCUACUUCCUCUGCGUCGGCUGCCGGAGGGCCGCCCUGCCGGACCGCCGCGACUGCACCGUGUUCCACACGCUGGACGAGAGCCCGCCGGCGGCCCGCGGCGCCCUGGCGGACCCCCAGCUCUCCCUGUGGGUGCUGCUGGCCAUCCUGCUGGCCUGCUUCGCCGCCGUGCUGGCCUUCAUCUGCCUGCAGUUCUGGUGCAUCCGCUGCCACGAGCCCCGCUGGUCCUACCGGGCCGGCCACGCGGAGGAGGCCAACGGGCUGGUGCCGUGGCCGGGCCGCGGGGGGGAGGGGGAGCUGCCGGGGCUGCCCCUCGUGGAGCUGCCCCGCCAGGGCUCCGGAGCCGGCGCUGAGGCCCGGGGGGGCGGGGGGCGCCCCGCCAUGCUUCCUCCAGGCAGGGAGUGA